GCCUCCUCCCUCCCAGCCUCCCUCUCCCAGCCAAACUGAAAGCCGGACCCCAGGCCGCCUCCCCGCCGCCUCCCCGCCGCCGCCCGGCCUCCCUGCGGGCGCUCCACCAUGGACAGUCCUGUUUUCACCUUAUAAAGAUGGCGGUGCGGGAUCGCUGCAACCUUUAGACUAAUGACUGUCCGAAACAUCGCCUCCAUCUGUAAUAUGGGCACCAAUGCCUCUGCUCUGGAAAAAGACAUUGGUCCAGAGCAGUUUCCAAUCAAUGAACACUACUUCGGAUUGGUCAACUUUGGGAACACAUGCUACUGUAACUCCGUGCUUCAGGCCUUGUAUUUCUGCCGGCCGUUUCGUGAGAAUGUGCUGGCAUACAAGGCCCAGCAAAAAAAGAAGGAAAACUUGUUGACAUGCCUGGCAGACCUUUUCCACAGCAUUGCCACGCAGAAGAAGAAGGUUGGCGUGAUCCCACCAAAGAAGUUCAUUUCAAGGCUGAGAAAAGAGAAUGAUCUCUUUGAUAACUACAUGCAGCAGGAUGCUCACGAAUUUUUAAAUUAUUUGCUAAACACUAUUGCGGACAUCCUGCAGGAAGAGAAGAAACAAGAGAAACAAAAUGGGAAAUUAAAAAAUGGCAACAUGAACGAGCCUGCAGAGAAUAAUAAACCAGAACUCACUUGGGUCCAUGAGAUUUUUCAGGGAACGCUCACCAAUGAAACUCGAUGCUUGAACUGUGAAACUGUUAGUAGCAAAGAUGAAGAUUUUCUUGACCUUUCUGUCGAUGUGGAGCAGAAUACAUCUAUUACCCACUGUCUAAGAGACUUCAGCAACACAGAAACACUGUGUAGUGAACAGAAAUAUUAUUGUGAAACAUGCUGCAGCAAACAGGAGGCCCAGAAAAGGAUGAGAGUAAAAAAGCUGCCCAUGAUUUUGGCCCUGCACCUAAAGCGGUUCAAGUACAUGGAACAGCUCCACAGGUACACCAAGCUGUCUUACCGGGUGGUCUUCCCGCUGGAACUCCGGCUCUUCAACACCUCUAGCGACGCUGUGAACCUGGACCGCAUGUACGACCUGGUGGCUGUGGUGGUUCACUGUGGCAGUGGUCCUAAUCGUGGGCAUUACAUUACCAUUGUGAAAAGUCAUGGCUUCUGGCUUUUGUUUGAUGACGACAUCGUAGAGAAAAUAGAUGCCCAAGCUAUUGAAGAAUUCUAUGGUCUGACGUCAGAUAUAUCAAAAAAUUCAGAAUCUGGAUAUAUUUUAUUCUAUCAGUCAAGAGAAUAACUUAAAGAACUGUGGGACUAAUUUGAGUGGGGGAAAAUGUUCAAAGCACUAUUACUUGGUUUCUCUGCAGACUUUCUUCUUCCUCAGUGGCUCACCAAUGGUAUUACUCCAAGUCUCAAUGGUCUGGCUGUGUUCGACUCUCUCUCUCUCUCUUUCUCUCUCUCUGUUUUUUACAUGCAGCACUAUUCGUGGUUUUAUUUUAGUCUGAGGUAGAGUUAACUGCAAUCAGAUUGUAGUAAGAUUUAUAUGAAUAACAGUUGCUAACUUUAGGAUUGUGUCAGCUGUGCCACUGGCUAUGUCUGGCUGAAUUAGAAUGACAUUUCCUAUGAAUGUCUGCAGUCUAUUUUGGGUCUUUGCUAAACUUCCUAAAUGGCUUCCAGGGUCUCCUUUCAGAGCAUUCCUUUAACUUGUCCCUGGAAGCAUUGCUACCCAUGUUUAGCUUCUCUGCCUCUUACCUGACAGAAGAAUUGGGUAGAUGUUCACUUUUUAGGGCUGCAACUAUAGCUUUAAGUUUGUGCAAGUGAAAAUGUUUAAGUGAGUAACCUCGAUACUAAAAUCAUCCUCCAGGUGGAACAGGGUUGAAGAGCUGUUCGUGGUGGCCAGCGUCUGCCCUGGGCUGUGCUCGCCUAACCAUUAGAAUUCCCGGGGCAAGGAAGGUAAGGAGCUCAGGGCAGGCAAAGACAAGAGGAGGGAGCAUCUGUGGACAGUGAAACGUUACUUUGCUUAUCUUUCUACCAAAACCAAGUUUCAGGAAAAUAGCUCUUUGUUGUUUGUUUUUAGUGACACUUUCUUCUGUAAGGUCCUGUGACUUUACCUAUCCUUUAUCUGGCACUGCUAAGCUUUCCUAGGUGUGUUUCCAGACCUGCUGGUGUUUCACAGUCUGUGGCCGCAGGGCUGGGACACCAUGGGGACUGCGUCCGGCACAGCUCUCCUUAGCCAGUCAGUACCAACGUCAUUCUCUAUCCAGAAGAACGAAGGCACUGCACCUUUACCAUCAGCAGCAUUGUACAGCCGUUCACUUUUUAACAUUUUAGUCUGUUUACUGAGGCACUGGCAAGUCCUAGGGCUAACAUGGAACCUUCCCUAGAGGGAAUAGUGGAGUUAGCUGGGUAUGAAGGUCAGUCAAAGGACGUGUCAGUGGGUGUGUGAAGGAAGGAACAAAAUGGCGGCAUUUCUUUGACUCUGACUCCUAGAAUGCUUGACGAGACAGUUUUUUGGAAGAACCUCAUCUCACCAUAGUUACUUUUACUUUUUUCACUUUUGUUAUAUAUGUAUUUAUUAGGUCAUUUGAGUAUUGGCACCUUUUAUUAAAAGGGUCUAUGUGGUGUUUUGCUGUUGAGUUCAUUUUUGGUUUCCUACAAAUACUAUGAGUCAUAGACCUUCCUUUGGGAAGUCAGUUGACUUCCAUACACUAUAAUAUACUGUGAACAUAAUAUUUUGUUACCUAAUAAAUCAGCGAACGAACAUGCAAACGUUUGGCAUAAUGUGAACUAAAAUUGAAAUUGAAAAUGUUAGUGGCCAUUUUACAACAAUUAAGAGCAUAGCACUUUAUCUAGAUGAAAACUGGAUUUCUUAUCUUUAAAAUAUCUUGAACUGUUUAUUGCUCAGAACUUAAAUAAGCAUGCCGACACUUCAUCUGUUCAUGCUUGAAGUGAAAUGUUUUACUUUUCACUGGAGAAGAUGAAAACAGGGUGAUCUUCACAUUAUUGUUUUAUACGAGUGACAAAAAUAUAUCUUGCCUUAUUUAGAGGCAAAUUCAUAUUUAUAAAUAUUUUGUCUGUUUUUCCUCCAUGAAACAUAUGCAGUAAUCACUUACCGGGAAGGUGAGUUUUUAUUCUGUUUUUCAGGAGAGAUGCUUUCCAAUUGAUUGAUGUAGGGAACUAUUUGUACCAUAUUAUAACCCAUAUAUUUGACUGCAGGUUGCAAAGUUUAAAAAAAAAAAUGAUGGUUGAUAUCUAAUAUAUUUGGAACUGAUUCUAAGCAAAACUAUUAAAAUUAUCUUUGAAAUGACUCUUGAAGCUAAUUUAUUAGAAAAAAGAUGUUUCAUUUGGAAGCCUAUAGAAGUAAUAUCUACAUGCCACGUCAUAGAUUCAGUACUUUUUUUUCUUUUAAUGUGUAAAGAGUUUUUUUCCAGUGACUUAACUGAAAUAAUUCCUUCUAAUAGAAAGGAUCAGUGAAAAUUCAGUAUUCAGGUAUAGAUUUUUAGAAUUAAAAAAAAAAAAGUAUGGAAGAUAAUGCAAAGACAUAAAUGGUUGUGUGACACAGGAAAAGAAGAUAGGAAAAAGACCAAAAUGCAUUUACCUACCAACACUCCAUCAGUUUUUUAAGCAUUAGAGCUAUCUGGUAAUUUCUUCCCUCUUCCUCUUCCGUUAAUGAAACAAACACUGGGAAGCUACAUUUCCCCCCAGUCAUCUCUGUUUAUGUAAAGACAGCAUGCAAACAUUUUAAAUUUUUUAUCCCUCAUUCAUCACAUAAAGCAGAGAUUGGUAUGGGAUAUGUGAGACCAUUCUGAGGUCAAUAAUAGCACAAAGACUCAACAAUACGCCCUCAAAUGGCCAGUGUUUUUGUGUGUCAUUUUCUGGCAGGAGUGAGUAGGCCUGUGGUAUUUCUUUUAACUGCUGGGUGAUUUAAAAUAAGUUACAGUGUUUUACACUUAAAGAGAAAAAAACAUUUGCUUUAUUGGUUACUUACUAGUUUAGCAUCUAGAUUAUGGUACAGUAUGCUAAAAAGUCAUUUGUUUAAAGGUCAAUUUUGGUAAAAUGCUGAUGUCAGUCCUCAUAUGUUGAUACAUUUUCCAUUCCAAGGCAGUACGAAGUGGCCUGGUUUGGAGAGAGCCAAGGAACAACUCUAGAGGCUGUUGGUUUGAAUAGGAAGCCAGUCGUAUUUGGUGUUAUAGCCUGGGAUAUUUUGUAUUUCAGAUGAAGUGGGGGGGGGGAAAUGACAGAAAUGGCCCCUACGCAUUUAUUUCCAGGGAUGCCCUUAAUCUCAUGGGCCUGCCUGAUAGUGGACUAUGUCCUAACGGGCAUGAGACAUAUUUUAGAUAUUGGAGUGUGGCUUUAUUACAGAUGGAUUUUAUCUUUAGACUUCACGUUUUGCUCCACGUUGUAUAUUCAUGUGUAUUAAAACAUUGUGCACUAAAUGUUUUGCCCUUGUUUGCUGUCAUACGGUCAAGGCAUUUAUUAGCACUGUUGUGAUUCACUCAUGUAAAUGGCAUGGUCAGGGGAAAUUAUUCCCCACUUUUCUGCCUAAUUAAAUCUCUGUUUUCCAGUA
Molecule: messenger RNA, 4542 nt
Organism: Rhinolophus ferrumequinum (greater horseshoe bat)
Lineage: Eukaryota; Metazoa; Chordata; Mammalia; Chiroptera; Rhinolophidae
Gene: USP46
Product: ubiquitin specific peptidase 46
Exons: 9
Coding region: 172-1272 (366 amino acids)
Biological process (GO): protein deubiquitination
Cellular component (GO): nucleus; cytosol
Molecular function (GO): cysteine-type deubiquitinase activity; cysteine-type endopeptidase activity
Source: RefSeq, a predicted model, not a curated record